Aspergillus calidoustus is the source of this 258-nucleotide messenger RNA. The record is from the annotation of a GenBank genome assembly. Lineage: Eukaryota; Fungi; Ascomycota; Eurotiomycetes; Eurotiales; Aspergillaceae.
AUGUCCGGAAACCCUACAGAGCAAGUCAAAGAAGUCCUUACCGCGGCGGCGUCUACAUCCAACGAAUGGGCGCAGAAUAACGUCGUGAACCCUAUCCGCUCGUAUCUAACGACGGAGAAAAGUUCGGAGACCGAGAAUCCCGAGAAUAAUAUUUCGCCCGAGGAGAGCGAGCAGAUUGAUCGCAUGGACAAGGAAAAGGUUGCAGAAUUCUUGCAGGAGAAGCACAAGAGUACGGCUGGGAUGAAACAGAAGUCAUGA